CCACCAACUACCUUCCCAACUGUCCUAAUAACCACCUUAAUUUCCCCCAUCCCAUAAUGGACUCUCUUGCCUCAAGUUCUAAUUCUCCAUUAAACCACAACAAUCACCGCCACAACCACCACCACCAUUACCCUCGGCUCAAACCGAGCCAACCCAUUUCAGACCGAAUAGUUCGCGCCCUCCGCCACCACCUCCGUCUCCUCCACCGUUCUGGCUCCACCUUCUUCAUAUUCGGUGCCACCGGAAACGUGUACACAGUAACCUUAUCAAGCAGCCCUUCAUGCACGUGCCCUGACCGCACCACCCCAUGCAAACACAUCCUUUUCGUUUUGAUUCGAGUUUUGGGUGUGUCCCUCGAUGAUGUGUGUCUCAGGAGAAGAACCCUUCGUCCCUGCCAGCUUCAACGUCUUCUCAACAUGCCCACGUUGGGAGAGGCAGUGGCAGGGGGCAACCUGCGACAAAGGUUUCACCAAUUGUUCUUUGACAAAGGGUCAACGAGCGCAACAAUAGAGAUGGAGGAUGGUGCCACGUGUCCUAUUUGUCUUGAGGAAAUGGGUAGGGAAGAGAAGUUGGUGGCAUGUGGAACAUGCCGUAACCCUAUUCAUGAAGAGUGUUUGAUGAGGUGGAAGAGAAGCAAGGGAAGAAGAACAGCUAGUUGUGUGAUUUGUAGAGCGAGAUGGAGGGAUAGAGCGGAGCAAGAUAAGUAUCUGAAUCUCUCUGCAUAUGUUAGCGAAGAUGACGUGGCACAUCUUGGUGGGGGUCUCUGCACUGGUUAAGUCUAAUGUAGAUAUAUAUAUAUAUUUGAAUGUUUCCUGUGUUAAAGAAUCAAAAUCAAUGUUUAACUAUCUAGAUGUUUGUAAAGAAG
Abrus precatorius (Indian licorice) is the source of this 865-nucleotide messenger RNA. RefSeq lists its product as uncharacterized. The record is from RefSeq and is a predicted model, not a curated record. Gene Ontology annotation, molecular function: ubiquitin protein ligase activity; zinc ion binding. The transcript has a single exon. Bases 57 to 776 code for a protein of 239 amino acids. Lineage: Eukaryota; Viridiplantae; Streptophyta; Magnoliopsida; Fabales; Fabaceae.